Symsagittifera roscoffensis is the source of this 2163-nucleotide messenger RNA. Its product is annotated as ferroptosis suppressor protein 1-like. The record is from RefSeq and is a predicted model, not a curated record. Bases 580 to 1893 code for a protein of 437 amino acids. Gene Ontology annotation, molecular function: flavin adenine dinucleotide binding; electron-transferring-flavoprotein dehydrogenase activity. Gene Ontology annotation, cellular component: cytoplasm. The transcript is spliced from 6 exons. Lineage: Eukaryota; Metazoa; Xenacoelomorpha; Acoela; Convolutidae.
UACCACCCUAUAGAAAGCAGGAAAACUAUGUGGAGUAUUUUGUCUAAAAGCAGGUAUGGAGAGCGUAAUGUUUUAGCCCAGCAAAAAGCAUCAUGGCAGAGAAGGUUUUUCCAUUUCCUUUAUGUUAUAACAGUGAAUCGUGAUUAUUUUCCAUCACUUGAUGGAUAAAAUUGUCGGUUUGUGUGAGCUUUUAGUGAUUAGUUUCAGCUACAUUUUUGAAUAAAUUAGUUGCUUCUUUGUCAAAGAAAUACCAAAAAUGACUUCCUGAAUUGAGCCUGACAACAAAAUACCAGUUAAAUUUUUCAUGUUUCAAUUUUAUCCCUUCCACAAGCCUUAAUUGGUACUUACAAAAACGCAAAACUUUUCCUACAAAUGAAUUCCAAAAAAAAAUUCAUCGUCAAAAUCUGAGUUUGCUGUUUGAGUGAGAAAAAAAACGUCCAAACAGAUGAACUUUUCCCAUCUUCCUUCGCAAUUAUGAAGUGAACUUCUAAUUAUCGCAGUCUAAACUGUUGAUUUAAAAACCAGCUUACGUUUCUUCAGAUUAAAAACAGGCACGAUUCCGUUUAUUUAAAAAAAAAAAUGGCCGCAAAAAAUGAGGGUAGAGCCGAACUGGUUAUCCUCGGCGCUUCGAUCGGCGGAGGUUUCCUAAUAAGGAAGUUAAUCAGCACCGGCACUUAUCGGAAGUUUAACACGACAGUAAUUGACAGGAAUGAAUAUAUGGAGUGGUUUGUGAGUAUCGACAGGUACAUAUGUGAUGAGUCAUUGGUGGAUGGCCACAUGGUACGGGCUAAAGAUUACUUCGAGAAAAACAAAUUGGAACAGUACAACAUGAAAUUUGUCCAAGGCACAGUUACGAAUGUAACAAGUGAUGGGUGCGAAUCGGGAGGCCUAGUAGAGUACAACUCAUCGCCAGUGGGGAGCAACAGCAACGACAUCGCUAGACUGUUGGUUCCCUAUCGCUUCCUGGUCAUAGCCACUGGCACUCAGUACGGACAUCCGGUGAAGAGUGAUCAAAGGCAGAAAGCUGACAGGAUUACAGAGUUGAAAGAGUGGAGUGGUCGUCUCUCAAGUGCAAAUGAGGUGGUGGUGGUCGGGGGAGGCUCAGUGGGCGUGGAGAUUGUAGGCGCCAUUGCAUACAAGUUCAAACAAGACACCUCCAAGAAAAUACACCUGGUCACAAGAUCCAGAGUUCUUCUGGAGCGCCUCCCUCCAAAUGCCAGUGAAUAUGCACUCAAAGCCCUCAAGCACCUCAAGGUCACUGUUCACUUCAACAAAGACGCUGACUCACUCAAGUCAGAAAUAUCCCCAGAUGCUCUUUUCCUGCCUUCUAUCACCAGAAUCAACACGAGUUUUCUGGAUAACAAAACUUUCAGAGGCUCAUUAGCUGUGAAUGGGGCAAUCAAGGUCAACAGUUUCAUGCAGGUGGACACUUUUCGCAACGUGUUUGCACUUGGCGACUGUUGCGUCACUCCCCUGAAUGAGGAGAAGGGAAUUUUGUCUGUGAACCAACUGGGUCAAGUGGUGUGGACUAAUUUAAUUCACAAAUUGGAACGAGAGAGACUGGUCACUAUGCCUCCACGUAUACAGUUCAUUCAAGCUAUCACAAUCGGCCAGGAAGACGGUCUGGUGGUGGCUAACUACAAACUCAUGAAAACUGGAUCCGAAAUUCCUAAAAUGAAAGCCGAAUCAGCCGACAACUUCGGACAUUUGGACAAAGAACUGGCUAUGCUGAACAAAAUGAACAAAGUCGUGUCUAUUUUGGACUGUCUUUCAUCUGUAUGUUGCUGCUGCCCAAUCUCAAGUGGGUACAGAGAGGCUGCAUUGAGGAAAAAAGGAGCCGGAGGGAAAUCUCAAGACCCAGACACCGAGAAAAUCACCCCUAAAUCUAUCUGAAAAUUAAGAAACUGUUUCUGAAUAUAACACAGAUUGGCUUCGUUUUUCAGUUUUCAUGAAGAUCUUCAUUUUUACAAGCUGUUAAAUGUUCAAGUGCGACGAGAUAACCUAAAUUUUUUGUAAAUUUUCCCGGAUAUAGAACUUAGAGUUUGCAAUCUUCAAUCGGUGCUUUGAGUGUCAAAAAAUUAUAUAGUUCUCCAUAGAGCUACUUUAUCUAUCAAAAUCUAAAAAUUUGCAUGCUAUCAGAAAUUGCACUAGCCAUCUUGGGAA